UGAUUUGUGAAACGCAUCCAAUUGGAAUGACAUAUGGCGGGAAAAUGUCCUUAUAGUCCUUGCUCACAUAUAAAACCCUAAACUCUCGCUUCUCUCCCUUCAAUCUUCACAAAUCUCUCUCACUUUCUCUCUCUGAAACCCAUUUCCUCUGCUUCGAUCUCAUCGAACUCUUGUGUGUGCGCAAUAGAAUCUCUCAGCUACAAACGUUAGCGAAUUUCAGGUACGUGGUGAUAGCGUGGUGAAGAAAAUGGCUGGUGAGCUUGACGAUGAAGCUGAGCAGACCGUUUCUAUCCAAGAGUACCUUAAGGGUGUUGAGGAACAAGAACUGGAAGCGGACCUAGUUUUGGGGGGUGAUGAGGGCAAGGAAUGUACUUAUACUAAUGGUUAUAUGAAGAGGCAGGCAAUUUUUUCAUGCUUGACUUGUACCCCAGAUGGAAAUGCUGGAGUUUGCACAGCUUGCUCCUUGUCUUGCCAUGAUGGCCAUGAGAUUGUAGAGCUGUGGACCAAGAGAAACUUUAGGUGCGACUGUGGAAAUUCAAAAUUUGGGGAGUUCUUCUGCAAGAUUUUCCCAAACAAAGACAUAGAGAAUGCUGAGAAUUCAUAUAAUCAUAAUUUCAAAGGUUCAUAUUGCACAUGCAGUCGCCCCUAUCCUGAUCCUGAUGUAGAAGAACAAGUAGAGAUGAUACAGUGCUGUAUAUGUGAGGACUGGUUUCAUGAGGAGCAUCUUGGUCUUGAGCCUUCUGGCGAGGUUCCAAGAGAUGAUGAAGGAGAACCUCUGUAUGAAGAUUUCAUAUGUAAGGCCUGCUCAGCCAGCUUUUCUUUUCUGGGACUGUAUCCUCAAUCCAUUUGGGCAGCAGGUAGGCAGGGUGAUGCUACUGUAGAUACUAAGGAUAAGAAUGUGGUGGAAGAUACAUCUUCAGCUGGUGGAUCUGGAAAACUAGAUAAUGAUGUUAAUGCUCAUAAUAAUCCUAAAAUGGGUGGAGCUAAUGUCUCUGAUGGGAACAGUUCGUUUGUUGGAGAAAGUUCUCAGAAGAUUGUGGUUUCAGAUCCUUGCGUAAAAGAUGCCAGUUCACAUACAUCUACUUGUGUUCUUGGAGUUAACUUGGGGGUUGAUUCUCCUGCUUUAGACAGUAAACCACUGUUUCUUUCCAAAAACUGGCGGGAUGUACUCUGCAGAUGCGAAAAAUGCAUAGUUCUUUACAAUCAGAAGCGUAUUGCGUUUCUGCUUGACAAGGAGGACUCAAUUGCAGAGUAUGAGCAAAUGGCAACACAGAAGAGGAAAGAAAAGUUGCAGCAACAGGAGGGUGCUGAGCUAAGUUUAUUCAAUAAACUUGGUCAUAUAGAGAAAAUGGAGAUUUUAAGUGGCAUUGCAGAUAUGAAGGAUGAAAUUCGUACUUUCCUGGAGUCCUUUGAUUCAUCAAAGCCAAUCACAGCUGAUGAUGUCCACCAGGUCUUUGAUAAUCUUGCAAAGAAGCGCCGGCGUGUAGAGUGAAUAUUUUGUUGAGUCUUAACCUUAGUGGCAUGCAUGUGUAAACUGAAAAUUUCCUAGUUGACUAUGGUGCUGUUCUAAAUUAGAAUGCUGGCAUGCAUGACAUGGUUUUAGGUUGUUCUAAAUUAGAAUGCUGGUGCUGGCAUGAACCAGUUUGCUUUGUAGAAUUAUGUGUUUAUGCACUGUAAUCUUAAACGGGGCUUUUCUUAUAAAAUGAUCCUAGUGCAAAUAUUCUGAAGACAAUUGGAUCCUGCAUGAUGUGCUGCAAUUUAUAUGAAUGCAAGGUCUGAUCUUUGGUCA
This is a messenger RNA of Quercus robur (English oak), 1789 nucleotides long. RefSeq lists its product as uncharacterized. The record is from RefSeq and is a predicted model, not a curated record. Gene Ontology annotation, molecular function: zinc ion binding; ubiquitin protein ligase activity. Lineage: Eukaryota; Viridiplantae; Streptophyta; Magnoliopsida; Fagales; Fagaceae. The coding region runs from base 248 to 1492 and encodes 414 amino acids. The transcript has 6 exons. Gene Ontology annotation, cellular component: cytoplasm.